Molecule: messenger RNA, 826 nt
Organism: Phyllotreta striolata
Lineage: Eukaryota; Metazoa; Arthropoda; Insecta; Coleoptera; Chrysomelidae
Source: the annotation of a GenBank genome assembly
UGACAUUAUAUAAACUGUCAAAAUUUUGAAAAGUUUUAUUAUUUUUUUUUUUUUAUUUUUAGUGCGUUGCAAAAUAAUUGAAAUAUCGUAAAAUGUCUGAGCCUAAUAAUUCCGAUUUGUCCCCGAUAAUGGAGCACGUUUUGAAAUCGCUGUUUUUACAAGAGGAAAUUCUCGAAAGUAAUUGGGAGAAGAUGCAGCAGUGCCAGGUCAAUUACCAAGAAACGUACGAAACGUACACGGCUUUGAAGAAGAACGAUGAAAAAAGCAAACGUUUAAUGGAAUUGAAGAUGUCCAACAGCGAUUACAUAAAGAAAAUACAUUUUUUCGCCGAUAAACUGGCCUCGUUCAAUGAGCACAUAAAAACCAACCAAGAGAUCAUUCCUCAAAAUGAAAAUAACGAUGAUAAACAAAAGGAAAAUUUCACUUCUAGAAAAGAUCAUAUAGUCGAAUGUUUAGAAACGUUGCAAUCGAAAUACAAAGACGAAACUCUCGAUGAUCAAAUUCGUAACGUUUCGCAAGAAAUGCACUCGGCUUUGCAAUUGGAAAACGAAAUCGGCGAGUCGGUGAAACGAUUAUUAGACCAAAUGAAACGUAGAAACUUCAGUGAGAACAAGGACGUCUGCUCGAAAUGCAGUAGAUUGGCGGAUGAGCUGGGACCCAAUGACGAUCCGGAAGACAUUAAAAAGAAACUCGCCGAUAAGGAAAAAGACGUGGCAAUUUUGAAAUUGAAGAUAAAGCGUAUGAAACAAACGCUAAUGGAAUGAGUUAAGUUUCAUUUCAUUAUUAAUUUCAUUCGUUCGUGAACUUAGACAAGUUCCAAUCUUCC